GUGUGACAGACGUCGAUUUAUAAUAAUGGAGACGCAUUGAAACUAUAUUCUAUAAAGGGAUUAAAGCAGUAAUGACGAUCACAAAAAUGUUGUACUAUUAUAUGAAAUUCGUGUAAUGUCAAACAGAUAUCGUUGCAAGAAGAUCGGUAAGAACAGAACUGUACAAAAAUAUACUGUGGUGAAUUCAUAACAAUGUCGAGUGUGCUCGUGCAACAGUUUGUUCAAAGACUUAAAUCUAGAAAUGAAGAGGCACGUAACAAGGCGGCAAGAGACCUGUGUCUAUAUGUUAAAACAGAGCUGCGCGAAGUAUCGCAAGAAGAAAUUACAGCUUUUAUGGAUGAGUUUAAUCACCACAUAAUUGAAAUGGUAAACGGAUCAGAUGUAAGUGAAAAAAAGGGUGGAAUAUUAGCCAUAGUAUGCCUUAUUGGAGCCGAUGUAGGCAACAUUAACACUCGCACUAUAAGGUUUGCAAAUUACUUAAGAAAUUUAUUACCUUCAAACGAUGUGGGUGUUAUGGAACUAGCUGCUAAAACUGUUGGAAAGUUAGCACUGGUUUCAGGUACUUACACAGCAGAAUAUGUAGAAUUUGAAGUAAAGCGUGCCUUUGAAUGGCUUGGUGGAGAUAGACACGAAGGUAAAAGACAUGCUGCUGUUCUUGUUUUAAGAGAACUUGCUGUGUCCAUGCCAACAUAUUUUUUUCAACAAGUAACUCCAUUCUUUGAACUUAUAUUUAAUGCAAUACGUGAUCCAAAACCUGUGAUAAGGGAAGGUGCUGUAGAAGCAUUACGGGCUGCUUUAGUUGUUACAGCACAGAGGGAGACAGCAAAACAAAUGCAAAAGUCUCAAUGGUACAAACAGUGCUAUGAUGAAAUAGUAGCAGGAUUUGAGGAAGUAUAUACCAGAGAAAGGGGAGUUAAUAGAGAUGAUAGAAUACAUGGUUCAUUAUUAAUAUUAAACGAAUUACUUAGAUGUAGCAAUGUCCAGUGGGAAAGGAAUUAUGAAAAUUUAAUGAAUCGAUUAAAUUGCUCCACGCAACAGAACGAAAAUGACAUACUGUCGUUAAUGCCGCGAUUAAAAACAAUCAUAGUAUCAAAAUGGUCCAACUCUUCUCAAAAUUCUUCUAAUUCUCAUGAAAUAUUACAUCCAACGCACGAGUCUGCAGUUUGCCGUUGUUUGAUGCAAGAAAGAUUGGACGAUAUCUACAACGAUGUAAUGAAUCAGAGAAUGUCUAGGAAUCCGCACAUUCAGCACGCUCUGAUGAUGUUGUUGCCAAGACUGGCAGCGUUCAAUAAAGAAAAAUUCACAAAAGGCCACUUAAGAGAAUCAUUGGCAUAUCUUUUAAUGACAUUACGUAGCAGGGAAAAGGAUAGGUAUGCUGCAUUUACUACGAUUGGAUUUAUAGCAGUCGCGGUAGAGGAUUCGAUAAAUCCCUAUAUUCCGAAAAUUAUGGAAAUGAUUAAAAGUUUAUUACCAUCUAAAGAAACAUCUACCAAGAAACGGAGUACUUCCUUAGAACCUGCAGUUUUCGUUUGUAUAACUCUGCUCGGACACGCGGUGAAACAAGUUAUAACCGCGGAUGUCAGAGAUAUAUUAGAAUCUAUGUUAACGACUGGAUUAAGCCCAAUUCUUACAACUUCUCUUAGAGAAUUGGCUCAUAGUGUCCCGUCGUUGAAACCGGAUAUAUCUCAAGGACUUCUGAGAAUGUUAUCUCAAGUUUUGAUGCAGAAGCCUUUAAGACAUCCCGGCGCACCGUGGACUGCGACGAGUCCAAUUUCUGCUCCACCUGCAGAGGUUGAUAUUCCAUCCACGGUUCUAGCAUUGAAAACUCUUGGAACAUUUAAUUUCGACGGUAAUCCGCUUUUACAAUUUGUGAAGCAGUGCGCAGAUCAUUUCCUUACGUUUGAACAGGCAGAAGUUCGGUUAGAAGCUGUAAGAACAUGUUCAAGAUUAUUACGAUUGGCAUUAAAUCAACCAGGACGUACUGUAACCAAUACGGUCUCCACAGUUCUAGGAAAAUUGGUUGUUGUAGGUAUUACAGAUACAGAUCCUGACGUGAGACUCUGGGUUUUAGCCUCCUUGGAUGAUUCCUUUGAUAUUCAUUUAGCACAAGCGGAAAAUCUUUCUGCAUUAUUCAUUGCGAUGAAUGACGAAAUGUUUGAAAUAAGGGAGUUUGCAAUUCGCACAAUCGGACGACUGAGCACGAUGAAUCCAGCUUACGUUAUGCCUUCUUUGCGUAAAACCCUCAUACAAUUCCUAAUGGAAUUAGAACAUUCGGGUAUGGGUCGUAACAAAGAGCAAGCAGCCCGUAUGUUAGAUCAUUUGGUUGUUAGCGCGCCAAGACUCAUAAGGCCGUACAUGGAACCGAUUUUAAAAGUUCUUGUUCCAAAAUUGAAGGAACAUGAAUCAAACCCUGGCGUGAUUUUAGCUAUACUGCGCGCUAUUGGUGAUCUAGCAGAAGUAAAUGGUGCCGAAAUGCAACAAUGGAUGCCUGAACUUUUAUCUAUAUUGCUCGAGAUGCUAGUAGAUGCUAGUUCUCCAGAGAAAAGGGGAGUUGCUUUGUGGGUCCUCGGUCAACUAGUCGGAAGUACGGGACACGUUGUAAAGCCAUACAUGCAAUAUCCUUCGUUAUUGGAUGUGUUGAUAAACUUUUUAAAGACCGAACAACAACCUGUUAUCAGGAGGGAAACUAUAAGAGUGCUUGGAUUGUUAGGUGCUUUAGACCCAUACAAACAUAAGAUGAAUCUUGGUCAAAUAGAUUCUCAAUUGGAUACUCUUACAUCUAUGGCCGACACUAAAAGCGAUACUGAAAAUACCCAAGACUUAACGACCAGUGAAAUGUUAGUGAACAUGUCUUCGUCCACUUUAGAAGAAUAUUAUCCGGCGAUCGCCAUAGCAACACUUAUGAGAAUCAUUCGCGACCCAACAUUAUCGCAACACCAUACUAUGGUAGUUCAGGCAGUAACUUUUAUAUUUAAAAGUUUAGGAAUUAAAUGCGUGCCAUACAUUUCUCAAGUGAUGCCAAGUUUCCUCAACGUAGUGCGUAUGGCUGAUGUUAAUUUUCGCGAGUAUCUGUUCCAACAACUGGCUAUUCUUAUCGCCAUUGUGAAACAGCAUAUUAGAAAUUAUUUGGACGAUAUAUUCAAUCUGAUCAAAGAAUUCUGGACCGUGAACAGUCCGUUACAAAGUACGCUAAUACAUUUAGUCGAACAUAUUGCGGUUGCAUUGGGCGCGGAGUUUAAGAUUUAUUUACCGCAGGUAAUGCCACAAAUAUUAAGAGUUUUAACACAUGACACGAGCAAAGAUAGAUCGGUGACAGUGAAACUUCUUGAAGCGCUCCAGAAAUUUGGGAAUAAUUUAGACAAUUAUCUUCAUCUGGUGUUGCCACCGAUCGUAAAAUUAUUUCAUACUACCGAUUGUCCGUUAACAGUGAACAGAGUGGCUCUAGAAACUGUUGAUCAUUUGGCAGAUACACUGGACUUCACAGACUUUGCAUCCAGAAUUGUACAUCCUUUGGUACGAACCUUAGAUCAAUGUCCAGAGUUACGUAGUACGGCAAUGGAUACAUUGUGCGCGCUAGUAAUUCAACUGGGGAAAAAAUAUCAAAUCUUUAUUUCACUGGUACAGAAAGUUAUGACGAAACAUAAAAUUGUUAAUGCGCGAUACGACGUUCUAAUCGAUAAAAUUUUAACAGAAACUACCGUGGCUGAUGGCGAAGACUUUUUAUUAAUGAGACACCGGCAUUCGAGAAAUAGGAAUCGUGACACGUCUGUAGGACCGUCGGACACGACUACGAUAAAAAGAUUACACGUGUCUGCUUCGAAUCUACAAAAAGCUUGGACAGCGACAAGAAGAGUUUCGAAAGACGAUUGGCUGGAAUGGCUAAGAAGUUUAUCGAUCGGUUUACUCAAAGAAUCACCGUCGCCUGCGUUAAGAUCUUGCUGGGCCCUUGCACAGACCUAUUCCCAGUUACCUAGAGAUUUAUUUAAUGCAGCGUUUGUUUCUUGCUGGACCGAACUGGACGAUACAUAUAAAGCAGAACUUAUACAAACUCUACAGCAAGCACUAAUGGUUCCAGACCUUCCAGAGAUAACGCAAACGAUUUUAAACCUAGCAGAGUUUAUGGAACAUUGCGAUAAAGGGCCGUUACCGUUGGACAAUAAGAUUUUAGGUGAACGAGCAAUGCACUGUAGAGCUUACGCGAAAGCUCUACAUUACAAAGAGGAUGAAUUUCAUAAAAGCAGAAACAGUAACGUUUUCGAAUCUUUGAUUUCUAUCAAUAAUAAACUUCAACAAAAGGAAGCUGCCGAGGGUCUGUUGGAGUACGUUAUGAAUCAGAAUAAUCAACAAGAUCUAAAAGUGCAAGUUCGUUGGUACGAGAAACUGCAUAAUUGGGACAAGGCGUUACAAUUGUACAGAGAAAGAUUGGAAGGCGAUCCUGAGGAUGUGGAAUCGACUUUGGGCGAAAUGCGAUGUUUGGAAGCGCUCGGAGAAUGGGGACAGUUACAUGACGUUGCUACCAAACAAUGGUCAGAUCAUAGCGACGAAACCAAGCAAAGGAUGUCUAGAAUGGCAGCGGCUGCAGCAUGGGGUUUAAGUCAAUGGGAGAGCAUGGAAAAAUAUGUCUCGUUGAUACCGAAAGAUAGCCAGGACGGUGCCUUUUAUCGAGCCGUUUUGGCAAUCCACGAUGAACAGUACACCGUUGCUCACGAGCUCAUCGACAGCGCUAGAGAUUUAUUAGACACGGAAUUAACUGCUAUGGCGGGUGAAAGUUAUCAAAGAGCUUACAACGCCAUGGUAGAGGUUCAAAAGUUAGCAGAAUUGGAAGAAGUGAUACAAUUUAAGCUGGUCCCGGAAAGAAGAUCUACUAUCAAGUCUAUGUGGUGGGAGAGGCUUCAAGGUGGGCAAAGAAUAGUCGAAGACUGGCAAAAAAUUAUACAGGUCCAUACGUUGGUAGUUUCGCCUCAGGACGACAUGUAUACGUGGUUAAAGUAUGCGAGUCUUUGUAGAAAGAGUGGCAGCUUAAUGUUGUGUCACAAAACAUUAGUUAUGCUACUCGGAUCCGAUCCAUUGCUGACUCCUGAUCAGCCCUUAUCAACGACCCAUCCUCAAGUAACGUUUGCUUAUUGCAAACAUAUGUGGGUUGCUAAUAAACGUGAAGAGGCAUAUAGUCAACUCCAAAAAUUUGUACAAAUGUCUCUACAACCGACUACCGUGUCAGCGAUAAAUCAGGAGGACGAGAAACAACAAGAAGCAAGAAAAAGACUACUGGCCAGAUGUUAUCUGAAGCUUGGGGAAUGGUUAGAAGCCCUACAGGGCAUAAACGAACACUCUAUACCAGCAGUUUUAUCUUAUUAUGCUGCGGCUACGGAACACGAUCCAACUUGGUAUAAAGCGUGGCACGCCUUCGCGUACACUAAUUUCGAAACUGUUUUAUUUUACAAGCACCAACAGGGCGAUUCAAACGCCGAAUCUACUCCGGGAAAUGGAACGCGCAGUAAUCUCUCUAGUUCGCAGUAUAUAUCAAAAUUCACCGUACCAGCGGUAGAAGGAUUUUUCAGGUCCAUUAAUCUCUCUCACGGUAAUUCGUUACAAGAUACUCUUCGGUUACUGACAUUAUGGUUCGAUUACGGUCAAUGGCCAGAAGUAUACGAAGCCAUCGUCGAAGGCAUCCGAUUAAUCGAGAUCAAUACCUGGCUACAAGUGAUUCCACAACUUAUAGCAAGGAUAGAUACGCCUAGGGCUCUGGUCGGCCGAUGUAUACAUCAUCUUUUAAUAGAUAUUGGUAAAACGCAUCCACAGGCUUUAGUUUACCCCUUGACUGUGGCGUCGAAAAGUGCCAGCCAUGCUAGAAAAACAGCCGCGAAUAAAAUUCUUAAGAGCAUGUGCGAACAUAGCCCGACGUUGGUGCAACAAGCAAUGAUGGCUAGCGACGAAUUGAUCAGAGUUGCGAUCCUUUGGCACGAACUCUGGCACGAAGGACUGGAAGAAGCCAGUAGAUUAUACUUUGGAGAAAGAAACGUGCAAGGAAUGUUUGAUACGUUGGAACCUCUACAUGCAAUGCUGGAAAGAGGUCCGCAAACUUUAAAAGAAACAUCCUUCAAUCAAGCUUACGGCAGAGAUUUAAUGGAAGCGCAAGAAUGGUGUCACAGAUACAAAGCGUCGUGUAACGUUCGUGAUUUAAACCAAGCCUGGGAUUUAUAUUACCAUGUCUUCAGGAGGAUAUCACGACAAUUGCCACAGUUAACUAGUUUAGAGCUUCAGUAUGUUAGUCCAAAGUUGCUUCUUUGCAGGGAUUUAGAACUAGCUGUACCGGGAAGUUACAGUCCUGGACAGUCAAUAGUCAGAAUAGCGAGUAUACAUAGCUCUAUGCAAGUAAUAACAAGCAAACAGCGACCACGAAAAUUGUGUAUAAAAGGUAGCAACGGUAAAGAUUAUAUGUUUCUCUUGAAAGGGCAUGAAGAUCUCAGGCAAGAUGAACGUGUAAUGCAAUUAUUUGGACUUGUCAACACCCUCCUAUUGCACGAUCCAGACACAUUCAGAAGAAAUCUUACUAUUCAAAGAUACGCCGUAAUUCCAUUGUCUACGAACAGUGGAUUGAUCGGUUGGGUACCACAUUGCGAUACAUUGCACACGUUAAUCAGAGAUUACAGAGAAAAAAAAAAAAUAUUACUUAACAUAGAACAUAAAAUUAUGUUACGGAUGGCACCAGGUUACGACCACCUUAUGCUUAUGCAAAAGGUUGAAGUAUUCGAACACGCUCUCGAGCAUACGCACGGUGACGAUUUGUCGCGACUUCUUUGGCUAAAAUCGCCAUCGAGCGAGGUAUGGUUCGAUCGUAGAACGAAUUAUACACGAUCUCUUGCCGUAAUGUCUAUGGUCGGAUACAUUCUUGGUCUUGGGGAUCGACAUCCAUCGAAUUUGAUGUUGGAUCGUUUAAGCGGAAAAAUAUUACACAUUGACUUCGGAGACUGCUUUGAAGUGGCUAUGACUCGUGAGAAAUUUCCAGAAAAGAUACCGUUUCGAUUGACACGAAUGUUGAUUAACGCAAUGGAAGUGACGGGAAUUGAAGGCACGUACAGAAGAACUUGCGAGUCAGUAAUGUCAGUGUUACAUCGUAACAAAGACAGCUUAAUGGCGGUGUUGGAAGCAUUCGUCUAUGAUCCCCUUUUAAAUUGGAGAUUAAUGGAUAAUGCUACGCCGAAAAGUAAAAGGUCCGAUGCUCAAAGUAUGAGUGCUAGUAGCAAUCAAGAGCAUAGCGACACAUUAGAUUCUCUUACCGCUACAUUACCAAAGAAAGGAGUACCGUGUAGCGUCGAGAAUGGAGGCGACACUAAUCAACCAGAAGCAUUGAACAAGAAAGCUCUUGCUAUCAUAACAAGAGUAAGGGACAAAUUAACAGGACGUGACUUCUCUCACGAAGAGACAUUAAGCGUCCAACGCCAAGUUGACCUUUUAAUCCAGCAAGCUACCAAUAAUGAGAAUUUAUGCCAAUGUUAUAUUGGAUGGUGUCCCUUCUGGUAAAUCUAAGUUUUCCAUUUAGGAGAUCUUGGAUGUGUAUGUACCAUAUGCAGUUUCGUUUCUGUUUUUUGCCUUUUUAUUGCUAAAAAAUAAUUACACCCAAUAUUACAAUAUUUGAGCAUGU
Messenger RNA from Colletes gigas, 7642 nucleotides. RefSeq names its product serine/threonine-protein kinase mTOR (gene Tor). Gene Ontology annotation, cellular component: TORC2 complex; nucleus; TORC1 complex. The transcript has 7 exons. Gene Ontology annotation, molecular function: protein binding; protein-containing complex binding; protein serine/threonine kinase activity. Bases 193 to 7521 code for a protein of 2442 amino acids. Lineage: Eukaryota; Metazoa; Arthropoda; Insecta; Hymenoptera; Colletidae. The record is from RefSeq and is a predicted model, not a curated record. Gene Ontology annotation, biological process: TOR signaling; protein phosphorylation; negative regulation of macroautophagy.